AUGGUGACCAAGGUGGAUCAGCCAACUCGGGAGGCGGGAGCGCGCCUGAGCGCGGGGCUACUCAGACGCAGGUCUCGGGGCAGCAGAGUGGCGCCCUUCUGGGUGCGCUUAAGCCCCAAGUUGGUGGCCGUGCGCCCGGGGGGCUCCGUGUGGCUCAACUGUAGCAGCAACUGCUCCCUGCCCGAAGGCUCCGGACUCCACACCCAGCUGCAGCAGGGCAAGACGCUCAGCGGGCCGGGCUGGAUGUCCUUCCAGCUGCUGGACGUGACGGCCUGGAGCUCUGUCGUGGGUUGCUUCGUCACCUGCGGGGAGGAAACGCGCUGGGCCACGGCCAGAGUCACCGCCUACAAACGACCGCACAGCGUGGUCCUGGAGCCGCCGGUCUUCACCGGCAGCAAGUACACGCUGCGCUGCCACGUGACGCACGUGUUCCCCGUGGGCUUCCUGGUGGUGAGCCUGCGCUGCGGCGGCCGGGUCAUCUACUCCGAGAGCCUGGAGCGCUUCACGGGCCUGGAUCUGGCCAACGUGACGCUGACCUACGCGCUGCCCUCCCGGGUCCGCUACCUCUGGCAGCCUGUCACCUGCCACGCGCGCCUCAAUCUCGAUGGCAUGGUGGUCCGCAGCAGCUCGGCGCCCUUGACGCUGUCCACCUUCGUUUGGAACACCCGGGCCAAAGUCACGUCCUCUACCUCCAUCGCAGCCUUUGUGGGGAUCCUUCUCGCCGUGGGAGCCACCUAUCUGCGCAGGUGCCUGGCGAUGCAUACCCAGGUGUAA
Elephantulus edwardii (Cape elephant shrew) is the source of this 774-nucleotide messenger RNA. RefSeq names its product intercellular adhesion molecule 4 (Landsteiner-Wiener blood group) (gene ICAM4). Gene Ontology annotation, molecular function: integrin binding. Gene Ontology annotation, cellular component: membrane. Lineage: Eukaryota; Metazoa; Chordata; Mammalia; Macroscelidea; Macroscelididae. The record is from RefSeq and is a predicted model, not a curated record. Gene Ontology annotation, biological process: cell-cell adhesion.